This is a messenger RNA of Pangasianodon hypophthalmus (striped catfish), 766 nucleotides long. RefSeq names its product placenta-specific gene 8 protein-like. The transcript has 4 exons. The coding region runs from base 21 to 512 and encodes 163 amino acids. The record is from RefSeq and is a predicted model, not a curated record. Lineage: Eukaryota; Metazoa; Chordata; Actinopteri; Siluriformes; Pangasiidae.
CCCAAAAACAUGCCAGGAAGAUGAACUAUGCUAAAUUGCUGCUGGAUGUUCAUGAAUGUGUGAAUCUGCAUGUGAAUGGUGCCUUACAAUACACUGUUGGCUCAUCCAGGGUGUAUUCCCAGUUCACACCCAGUGUUCUCAGGAUUGGCUCCGGAUCCACCAUGACUCUGGCCAGGAGAUUACUGAUGAUGAAUGAUAUUAUGGCAGUUCAACAGCAGGUUACCACAGUGGUGUCGCACACAGGAUAUAGUUCUGGCACAUGGACCACACGCAUCUGUGACUGCUGCUCUGAUAUGAGCACUUGUUGUUGUGCCCUGUGGUGUUUCCCGUGUAUGCAAUGUCAGACUGCUUCUCAGUUUAUCAAAACUGUUAAUUUCGGCUCAUGCUGUGAUGACUGCUGUACUGUGUGUUUCUGCUACACCUGUGCCUGGUGCCAAAUGGCACGUGAAAUUAAGAUUCGUGCUCGAGCUGGCACUAGUGCCACUGUGAUCACUCAGCAGGUUAUAGGCUAGCUGAUCCUUUGCUGCUUCAAAGUUCAAAUGUUAAAUCUCAGCAUUUACAAUUUAAUCACUUCAGUGCAUAUUGUUCACCUUUAUUUCACACUGUUCACCUUAAGUUCUGAUCACACGAUGACAAAAGUGAAUAUAAAUAUACAUUUCUGUUAUAUUAACCAGUCUUAAUGACUUUUGAAUAUUGCUUUAGCUUUGCAACAAUGUUUGUUCCCCUUGCAACAAUUUGAUAAAUAAAGCAUAUAGCUGCUGUUAAA